Malassezia pachydermatis is the source of this 195-nucleotide messenger RNA. RefSeq names its product rpc10-dna-directed rna polymerases iii kd subunit. Gene Ontology annotation, biological process: DNA-templated transcription. The coding region runs from base 1 to 195 and encodes 64 amino acids. The transcript is spliced from 3 exons. Lineage: Eukaryota; Fungi; Basidiomycota; Malasseziomycetes; Malasseziales; Malasseziaceae. The record is from RefSeq and is a predicted model, not a curated record. Gene Ontology annotation, molecular function: DNA-directed RNA polymerase activity; DNA binding; zinc ion binding. Gene Ontology annotation, cellular component: RNA polymerase III complex; RNA polymerase I complex; RNA polymerase II, core complex.
AUGAGCUACGCUGCGCGCCCUGGUGGUGCGCCUAUGGGCACGGGUAUGCGCCAACCGGCCGUCGAGUACAUCUGUGCAGACUGCUCGGCUGUCAACGAAAUCCGUCCCCGCGAGCCCAUUCGCUGCCGCGAGUGUGGUCACCGUAUCAUGUACAAAAAACGCACCAAGCAUAUGCUGCAUUUCGAGGCGCGAUAA